Molecule: messenger RNA, 507 nt
Organism: Pediculus humanus corporis (human body louse)
Lineage: Eukaryota; Metazoa; Arthropoda; Insecta; Psocodea; Pediculidae
Exons: 3
Coding region: 1-507 (168 amino acids)
Source: RefSeq, a predicted model, not a curated record
AUGAUUUUAACAAUUAUUUUAACUGUCGUCGUCGAAACGAUAACGUCGAAAGAAGAAUCAUCGAUAAUAACUUUCCCCACAAGUUUUACCGGUUUCGAUAUAAGAAAAAAAUUUAAUCCGGACGAUGUUAAAAUAUCAUCAUUUCGCGAGGGUAUUAAAGCCGUUCAAAGCGUGGCUGGAAUAUUGCAAAAUCUUUUCCUAGAAGAAACAAUUAAUUUUGCCGCAAAUAAUUGGAUCAUUUCUCCAGUUAGUCUCGCUGGAGUCUUUGCACAAUUGCUAAUGGCUUCCCAUAACGCUGGAGAAAAAAAUCACACGAGAUUGGAAAUCCAUAGAGAAUUGGGCGGUUUGUUACAAUAUUUCAAUCGUCCACAGGAUAAUAAUAAUGAUUACGUACUUUUAUUAAACAGCGUCGUUUUUCUCCAGCCGGAAUUCGUACUUAAACCGACAUAUAAACACGCAAUAUGGGAUUUUUACAACACUCCAGUAAUUCCAGUAGAUUUCACGUAA